UGCAAUCCCACAAACACUAUAAAUAUGGAAAGCAGGUGAGAUCAGUCUACUCUAUCAAAGGGAGCUCGAGAAAACUAACUGCAUCUCCUGGGUCCAGCAGUGUGAAAGGCAAUGUGUGACGAAGAGGAGACACAAGCCCUGGUGUGUGACAAUGGGUCGGGACUCUGCAAGGCAGGAUUCGCCGGGGAUGAUGCUCCCAGAGCCGUCUUCCCAUCCAUAGUGGGUCGUCCUCGUCAUCAGGGUGUCAUGGUCGGUAUGGGACAAAAAGACAGCUAUGUAGGAGAUGAAGCACAGAGCAAAAGAGGUAUUCUAACUCUGAAGUACCCCAUUGAACAUGGCAUCAUCACCAACUGGGACGACAUGGAGAAGAUCUGGCACCAUUCCUUCUACAACGAGCUCCGUGUGGCCCCAGAAGAGCACCCUGUGUUACUGACUGAGGCACCCUUAAACCCCAAAGCCAACAGAGAAAAAAUGACACAGAUCAUGUUUGAGACUUUCAAUGUUCCUGCGAUGUAUGUAGCAAUCCAGGCCGUGCUAUCUCUCUACGCUUCUGGCCGUACCACUGGUAUCGUGCUGGACUCUGGAGAUGGCGUUACUCACAACGUCCCCGUCUAUGAGGGCUAUGCUCUUCCCCAUGCUAUCAUGAGGCUGGACCUGGCUGGCAGAGACCUGACGGAUUACCUCAUGAAAAUUCUCACAGAGAGAGGCUAUUCCUUUGUUACCACUGCUGAGCGUGAGAUUGUGCGGGACAUUAAGGAGAAGCUUUGCUACGUGGCCUUGGACUUUGAAAAUGAGAUGGCAACUGCAGCAUCCUCCUCCUCUCUGGAAAAAAGCUAUGAGCUACCUGAUGGCCAGGUCAUCACCAUAGGAAAUGAGAGGUUCAGGUGCCCAGAGACCCUCUUCCAGCCUUCUUUCAUCGGUAUGGAAUCUGCGGGUAUUCAUGAAACCACUUACAACGGCAUAAUGAAAUGCGAUAUUGAUAUUCGCAAGGAUCUCUACGCCAACAACGUGCUGUCCGGCGGAACCACCAUGUACCCUGGUAUAGGGGACCGAAUGCAAAAAGAGCUCACAGCUUUGGCACCAAGCACUAUGAAGAUCAAGAUGAUAGCUCCCCCAGAGAGGAAGUACUCAGUGUGGAUCGGCGGCUCCAUUCUGGCCUCCCUGUCUACCUUCCAGCAGAUGUGGAUCAGCAAAGGCGAGUAUGAAGAAGCUGGCCCCUCCAUUGUCCAUCGCAAAUGUUUCUAAACAGACUGGCCUGCAAGACUAAGCAUUUCAAUACCUUAGUCUUGCCCCUGUGAAAGCGGAUUACGCGUUCAGUACAGCACUGUCAUUGACAACCGUUUUUCUGGCUAUACAUGGUUAUCUGGUAUUGUCAAUAUAGGAGGUGUAAAACCCAUUGUUUUCCAGUAGGCAUCACGUUAUUGUAUUGUAUCAAUAAAAUACAGUUUUAAUAUUAA
Molecule: messenger RNA, 1457 nt
Organism: Acipenser ruthenus (sterlet)
Lineage: Eukaryota; Metazoa; Chordata; Actinopteri; Acipenseriformes; Acipenseridae
Product: actin, aortic smooth muscle-like
Exons: 9
Coding region: 112-1245 (377 amino acids)
Source: RefSeq, a predicted model, not a curated record